AUGGUAUCCGCAUUGUUCAAAUUCGGGUUACCGUCGGCGGCCGCUGCUCUGGCGACCGGAACUCUUCUCUUCACCGACGACGAGAAGAAAUCGUCCGUGUUCCGCAAAGCGUUCGCCUUCACACAGAACCACAACGCAAAAACGUUCGAUGAGCAUUUUCCACGUGGCGAGUGGGACAAGAAUUGGGAUUUCCGCGACCCAAUCAGCUUGGUCGACAAAAGAAAGUGGGAGAAAGCUGAUGAGGCGGGACGGAAGAAGCUGAUCGAUGAGAACAAGUCCACCGCAACUCGCAACAUCAUUCUCAUUCGCCACGGGCAGUAUCAUCUCGAUCGUGAGCAGAAGAAUCUCACACAGCUUGGCCGCGAGCAAGCCGAACUUCUUGGAAAGCGGCUGGCCAACUCGGACAUCAAGUUCUCCAACUUGACAAUGUCCACGAUGACUCGCGCCACCGAGACCGCCAACAUCAUCCUGAAGCACUUGCCAGAAGACUUGCCACGUAUGUCGUCGUCGUUGAUCGAGGAGGGACCACCGUACCCACCAGUGCCGGAUCACAAGACUUGGAGACCAUUGGAUCCAGAGUUCUACACGGAGGCCGCCCGUAUCGAAUCAGCCUUCCGUCGGAUCUUCCAUCGUGCUCCACCAUCCCAGAAGGAAGACUCGUACGAGCUCGUCGUCUGCCACGCCAACGUCAUCCGCUACUUCAUCUGCAGAGCUCUCCAGUUCCCACCGGAAGGAUGGCUCCGGAUGUCGCUCGGAAACUGCUCGCUGACCUGGAUCGUCGUUCGCCCGAAAGGCCACGUGUCGAUCCGUUCGGUGGGGGACAUCGGCCACUUGACACCGAACAAGAUCUCCUUCACCUAA
This is a messenger RNA of Caenorhabditis remanei, 861 nucleotides long. RefSeq lists its product as uncharacterized. The coding region runs from base 1 to 861 and encodes 286 amino acids. Gene Ontology annotation, cellular component: mitochondrion. NCBI's taxonomy places the organism in Eukaryota, Metazoa, Nematoda, Chromadorea, Rhabditida, Rhabditidae. Gene Ontology annotation, biological process: positive regulation of mitochondrial fission. The transcript has 4 exons. The record is from RefSeq and is a predicted model, not a curated record.